GGUAGUUUUUAUUUUUUGUUUUUAUUUAAAAUGAUAGCAUUACUAUUUAAAAUAUGCUAUUUAAAAAUAUGUAUACCUUUUUUUAUUUAUAAAUUUUCUGAGCACUUCUCUAGAGCUUUGUAAUUGUGAUUGUCAUUUCCUCUUUUAUUUUUUGUGUGUUAUAUUAGUUAUUUAAAAAAAGAUAGGUCAGCGCUUUCAAGAUUUUUCUACCAUUAAAGGAAAACUUCGACACAAGUUAAAAUGUGUGAUCUGACAUUGCAGUAACAACAGACAAGGAUACUCAGCUGCUGAAACUAACUUAUCAAAUGUAGACAUCUAAAUUUAACGUAACACUAAGACACAGUGGUCACAAGUUGAUCUAGUUUUCACUGAUCACACACAGUGUCUUUAAAUAUGUUAGAUACAUCUUAUGAAAUAAGCAUCUCAGUGAUUGCUUGGCAGCCAAAUGGUUAAGGCUAUGGCUAUGGGCUCAUUUUUGCUGUUGUGGUGAGUAAUGGGCUAAGAUUGUACCUUGCCAGAGUCUACUGAACUAAAAUCUCUUUAAUCAUGCUGUCAACAGCAUUCAAUUUAGUAGCUUUAUAAGCUAUUUUAAUGCCUCCCACUGGUCAAUGACGACUAAUUAAUAAGACCAUUUAAUAGUUUAGCAAUUGACCACACACGCUUCCUUUAUAUAUUCUCAAAAUAAAAGCACCAAUUCAAUUUAUUAGUUUUUAUUAGUCAUUUGCCUCUGACUCUUAAGUACGGCUAAUUAAUAAGACUAUUUUACUGUUCAGCAAUUAUCUGCGCAUACUUUCUCCAACUUUCCUCAAUUUAGAUUUCAACCACUUCUUCUGCAGAUACUGUGUGUACUGUUUCAUACGUUUCCACAACUUUUAACUAUUUUUUCAGCUCUUAAACUCUGUAUAGCUGUUUUGAUACAUUCAGCUAUAUUUGAUUUCAAAAUCAGUCAAAACAUUUUCAGCAUUUCUUCAAUUUUAAUUCAUUUUUUGAAUUUUUCCUCAGUUUGAAAUUAAACUUCUUCAGCUUAUAAUUAUUCAGCUUUAUUUAACAACUCCCAAUUCUCGUUUGACACAUUUAUCUAUGCUUUAAGUGCUUAAUUGCUUUAUUACAGUAGUAUUUUAUUAGAAACGGAAGCAUAAAGAUGGCGGCACGCAUAGACGCAGCGGCUCUGGGCUUUCCUUUUCAGGGGUUUAUAUGGCCUUUUCGUGUUUUAUAUGGCUAUUUUUGUGAGUUAUAACUGGUUUGGACUACAUCUUGCUUGGCGAAUAACAUUUACAGCCGGCAUGAGCUCCUACAUUUAGGACUACGAAGUGAACAAGCGGUUACAGCCGACUUUUUUUGCUCUCGUAACAUCCCGAAGGAUAUCACCAGGACCCCGGGUUCCCUGUGAAUUACCAUCCCCACAGGGGAUGGUAAUCCACAACAAAGGCAGCGUAGGGACAGAAGGCAAAAGUGGGGGUGCCGGGCUGGUGUACUGGUGAAGCUGCGUAAGAGCCAAAACAAGCCACCGCAUAUACCACCCUCAGGCAACAGGCUCUUACCAAAAGAAGGACUAAAACUUGGCCCAAAGGUGCCUCCCACCAGCUGCAGUAUUGCUUUGAGAGAACCAAUUGAGAGCUUUCUGACCACCCAGGCCUGGAGGAGCAGUCCUGUGCAAUGUCAGCCACUGCACAGACAGUUACUGUGGACAAGUGCAUCCGAGUGUAUCCAAACCAAAAACCCUGGAUGACCAGAGACGUUCAAAAAACUGCUGCGGGAGAGGAACACAGCCUUCAGGUCCGGUGACAUGAACUUGUACAGCUCUGCCAGAGCCAACCUGAAGAGAGGCAUCCGACAGGCCAAACUGGAGUACAAAACAGAUAAUUGAUGACAACCUCAGUACAAACAACACACGGUAGGUGUGACAAUGGAUCCAACAUCUAACCAACUACAGACCAAACAUCGCUGCUGUCGAUGGGGAUCUUUGACUAGCAGAGGAGCUUAACCUCUUCUUUGCCCGCUUCGAGGUGAAGCCACCAGAGACAGCUGCAUCACAGGGAUCCGCCAACAAUGGCCCCUCCAUCAGUGUGGAGGAACAUAAGGUGAGGCGCACGCUGAGGUCUGUGAACCUGAGAAGGACUGCCGGACCUGAUGGCAUCACUGGUCGGGUGCUGAAGGACUGCGUGGACCAGCUGACAGGGGUCUUUACCAAGAUCUUCAAUCAGUCCUGACAAAAACAUCAUAAACAACAUUUUAAAACAUCCACAAUCAGCAGCCUUAAGGACUACAGACCUGUUGCCCUGACCCAGAUUAUCAUGAAAUGCUUUGAGAAACUGGUACCGAGUUACAUUACCUCAUGCCUUCCAUCAGCACUGGACAGCAACCAGUUUGCAUACAGGGCGAACAGGUCCACAGAAGAUGCCAUCACCACCAGUCUCCACACUGCUUUAUCCUAUCUGGAGCAGCCGGGAGCUAUGUAAGGCUGCUGUUGGUGGAUUUCAGUUCCGCCUUUAACACCAUCGUUCCUCACAGACUUGUUUCCAAACUAGAUGCCCUCGGACUCUCUGCCUCUACAUGCCUCUGGAUUUUGGACUUCUUAACAGCCCACCCCCAGAGGAUUAGAGUAGGUUCCCACAUGUCGACAGCUCUCACCCAGCUGUGUGUUGAGGCCCCCUGCUCUACACCCUCUACACACAAGACUGCACCUCCACAUUAUUAAGUUUGCUAAUGAUACAACAGUGGUGGGGCUUAUCUUGGGAUAUAAAUGAGUUUGCUUACCGUGACGAGGUGGAGCGGCUAUGUGUCUGGUAUGGAAAUAAUAAUCUGAUCCUCAACACAACAAAGACCAAGGAACUGGUGGUGGACUACAGGAGGAACAAAACAGACAUUCAGCCACUGUUUAUCGGUGUAGAUAGUGUGGAGAGGGUGGCCCGCUUUUAAGUUCCAGGGCGUCACCAUUGAGCAGGACCUGACUUGGACCCCAACACCACUGCUCUGGUGAAGAAGGCCCAGCAGAGACUGUACUUUCUCAGUCUUCUAAAGAUAAACAGAAGCUGAGAAAGAAGGAAAGGUAGAAGGAAACUGCUAGUUUUCUUCUACCGUUGCUCAAUAGAAAGAUAUUUAACAUACUGUGUCUGUGCCUGGUUUGCCAGUUGCACAGCUGCAGCUAGGAAAGCUCUCCUGAGAGUCACCACGAGAGCCCAGAGGAUCAUCGGCUGCCCUCUUCCAUCCAUCGUAGAACUGUACAGUUCCCGCUGCCUAAAAAAGGCUCAGAGCCUUCUGAAGGAUCCAUCAUACCUGGAACAUACCCUGUUUGAACUGGUGCCUUGAGGCAGAAGAUACAGGGCAAUUAAAACAAGGACAAGCAGAUUAAAAAACAGCUUUUAUCCAAGAGCCAUUGUGGCCUUAAACGCUGCUAAAAAAGGGAAGCAUGUAAUAGCUGGAGUAGGUGUAACCUACUGGUGUUUUAUAUUGUCUUAUUUAGCGGUUUUAGUUUUUAUCUAUUAUGACCAUUUUAUUCCACUGUAAUUUCGUUGUACAAUGUACAAUGACAAUAAUAAUAAUAAUUAUAUCCUUCCACAUGUUUAUCUGUACUCAACUACUCCUGCAUACUUUCAGCUACAGAAACCAUUCAACUAUCAACAUAUGCAGCUUUUUAAAAAGUGGGCUUCUAUUUUUCUAAUUGAUAUCUUUUAUACUGCAAUAUUGAGCUUUUUUGAAUUUUUUUUUCAAAUACUCUUUAGCUUUGUCUUCUUUCAGCUUCAACUACUUCAACAUUCUAUAAGCUACAAACACCAAUUAAACUACAAACCAAUCUUUAAACAUUCAACUAUUAUUCUCCCUUUGAGCUUUUUAAUAUCUUUUAUGGUUUCUGAUUCAUAGCAGUUUCAGUAUAGGGUGGUUUUUGCUAAAUUCCAUUUCUUUUCCAUUAAUGUGUAUUGCGUGAGCUAGAGUGUGUGAUAUCACAGCUAGAAAUGGGGUGGCCUCAUUAACAUUUUUAACACUUUCCUCAGACAGACCAAGGGGGGUGACUGACCAUCAGCUCAUGAGUGUUUGGUGAGUGUGUGAUCAGCGCCGAAAAGGGCAUUGACAGUCGACUGAAAUCAGCAAAAACGACGGUGCACGUUUUUGUAAGCCAGAGAUUCUGUCUUUAACUCCUCAUGACAGCCACAGUUUUUAAUCUAUGGACAUAACUAUUUCACUCGUUUGUAGUCAUACUUGUCUUCUUUCUAAUGAUGUGCCUGGUUAAGCACUCAGAACUAUACUUAUUCUGUAGCUAGUUUUCCAAUUGAAAUCAAUGGAAAACCGUUUUCAAAUAUAUACUUUUAGCUUUAACUACUUCAGCAUAUUUUAAGCUACAGAAACCAUUUGAACUACAAAACAAUCUAUCCUAAUCUUAUACUAUUCAACUAUUAAUCUUCCGUUCAGUUUUUAAAUACUUUUAAUAAUUUUUAAUGUAUGGCAGUUUAAAUAUUGUGUGGUUUUUGGUAGAUUUUCAGUUUUAUUGUGUUAGCUACAGUAGAGUGCGUGAUGUCAUAGCUUUGCUCUUUAACUUGUCACACCAGCCAGUUUUCACUCUAUCAAUAUAAUUCUUUCACACGUUUGUAGUCAUACUUGUCUUCUUUCUAAUGGUGUGUCUGGUUAAGCCUUCAGACCUAUACUUUCGUCCGUAGCUGCUUCAAAGUGCAGAGAGUUCUGCAGUUCCUCUCAUAGGCUUGAAUACAUUUGUCUGUGAGACUUUUUCAGAGAAACACAGAAGUGCGACAUUUUGAAAUUGAGACUGUGGCCACAAUUUUUAGUCUCCAAACAUAAAACUGAUACCAGUUGCUCAUUUAAGCCUUGGCAUUCAUAAUGUACAAUCAUUUUUUGAUAGCUAUUAUGGUUUUGCUAUAAUAAGCCUGUUUAGCAGGGGUGCAAAUCUGCUUUCCCAGAGCAGAGUGACCCUAAUUUUCCUGCCUUUCAUCUCUAUGGCAACAGUGCAGCUGCAGCUUUGACUGACAGGUCAAACUCCUGUUGCUCAGGGUAGCAACUCUAUGCAUAUUACUAAUUAGUUCAUUACUGUUUGUUUGAUAAUUAAUCACACACCUCUUCUGAAUCCUUUCAAAAUAAAAUCACCAUUCAUUUUUUUUAGCUUUAAUAGCACUAUUUUUUUAUUUUUUGAAUGGGUAAUCUGAAGUCAAUAAGGCUAGUUUACAGUUCAGCUAUUAAGCACACACCCCUCCUCCGAAUCCUUAAAUAAUAAAAGCCAUUCCAAAUCUUUAGAUAAACAUGGCAAUAUUUCUGCAUUCAACUGGUUUAUUAUGAGUAGUUAAUGAGACUAUGUUACAAUUUAGGAAUUGCAUACAAAUGCUCCCUCGAUAUUCUUUCAAAAUAAGAGCUCCAUUCCAGAUCCUUAGCUACAAAUAGCAAUAUUUUGGUUUAAACUGGUUUAUUAUGAGUAGAUACAAUAUUACAAUAUAUAUUACACUAUUAAAAUGUCCAUAUUUUAUGAUUAAUAAACUUUAAUGAAAUGUUCCAUACUGAAUACCUGUGUCUGCAGGUAUUUGGAAAUCUUCUUGAGGACAACACAAAAAGGAAAAUGUGUGUUGGUUUCACCCUACUGCUCCUCUUGCCUCUUGUGUGUGGGCAAGUGGUGAACCUAAGAACUAAUAUGUUCACACAUUACAGUAACAUGGUGACAUGGAGGUAUGCUCAGGCCUACUGCAGAGAAUAUCACACUGACCUGGUGACCAUUGUAAGUGAAGCAGAUAAUCAGAAGGUUUUGAUUACCCAAGGCUGGAUAGGAUUGUACCGUGAAGAUUCAAAUUCUACAUGGAAAUGGUCAAGAGGAACUCAAAUAGCCAAUUUCUUCAGUUGGAACACUGCAGAGCCAGCUGCAAAUAAUAACUGUGCUUUUAAAUUCAACAAUACGUUGAAAUGGCAAACAGAUGGAUGUAACGUCCCCCACACUUUCAACUGUUAUGAUGAGACACUACUAGUGACAGUUAACAAGACAUGGGAGGAGGCUUUACACUACUGCAGGGCUCUGGAGGUGGUGAAUCCCAGUAACCCAGCCACUGAUGAUAACAAUUUCUUUGACCUGGCCACUGUGAUCACUCAGCAUGACUACACUAAUACCAGACAGAAGAUAUUAGACGCCACCACUGAUGAGGUGUGGAUGGGCCUGCGUUACCUGGCUGGUCAGUGGCUAUGGGCUGGUGGAGAAAACGCUCAGUUCAAGAGUAUUCAAAACUGCUCAGGUGAAGAAUUUUGUGGCACCCUGGUGAAGAAUGGUACCACGCCAUAUGAGACAAGGAAUUGCCAGCUGAAAAUGAACUUUGUCUGUUACAGGAAGCCUUUAUCUGGUGGAAACUAAGUAAAUUUAGUACAUGUGCUGUAUUUAAAUAGAUUAAUUAAAAAUUGUAUUUGUAUUAAAUUUCACGUUUUUAGCAUGAAUAAUUGGACUGGGGGAGAGUCAGGAAGCAAUCAACAGUUGCAAUUGUAUACAUUAAAGGAAACUUUACAGAUUUUCAAUGGGGGUUGACCAAAACCAUCUAGGGUAAUAUUUAAGAAUCAAGGGACACUGAGAUUGCUCCAUAAUUUGUUAUGCAGAGAAGUUAUCAUUUAUUCCUCUGGUAUCCGGUUAUCCAUAUGGAGGAGUACGAAGUUUCUCACAGCAGACAGCAGGCGUCUAGCAGAGCCAAAGGCCGGCAGAACUUUAGCUGCAGCAUUUUGAAUUAGCUGUACGCUUUUUAAGGGAUGAAUAAGGAGUUACAGUAGUCCAGUCUAGAGGUAACAAAUGCAUGGAUUAGUUUCUCUGCAGUGAUCUGAAAGAGGGUGCUCCUUAUUUUAGCUAUAUUUCUAAGAUGAAAGUAGGUGGUGGAGAUUUAUUUUGUUUUAUUUUAUUGUGUGAUGUAUAAGAGAGAUCGUGGUCAAAGAUUACACAUUACAAGAUUUAACUUAUGUUAUCUGAUUCAAUAAUGUCUCUUUGUCUCUGAUUUUUAGGUCCAAUGAUAAGAACCUUGGUUUUAUUCGAAUUUAGUUGAAGGAAGUUUUGGGACAUCCAGGAGUUGAUGUUUUUUAAACAACUUUGAAUUUUUAAUAGUUGAUCUGUUUAAUUUGGUUUCAAAGAUAUAAUAGCAGAGUAGAGUAUCAUCUGUAUAACAAUGAAAUUUUAUGGAAUACUUCCUAAUAAUACCACCUAGAGGAAACAUGUAUAGACUGAACAUUACUGGACCAAGCACAGAACCCUGUGGUACUCCAAAGAUGAUCCCUGAGCAUAUGGAGGAUUUGUCAUUAGCAUGAACAAACUGAAAUCUGUUCAACGAAUAGGAUUUAAACCAUCUCAGUGUUGUUCAUUUGAUUCCAAUGCUAUGUUCCAGUCUCUGUAAUAGAAUGCUGUGAUCAAUUUUAUCAAAUGCAGCAAUAAAUAUAUGUAUAUGAAAUAAUAUGUUUUCUAGCGGCACAA
This is a messenger RNA of Betta splendens (Siamese fighting fish), 7426 nucleotides long. Its product is annotated as L-selectin-like. The record is from RefSeq and is a predicted model, not a curated record. Bases 5489 to 6334 code for a protein of 281 amino acids. The transcript has 3 exons. NCBI's taxonomy places the organism in Eukaryota, Metazoa, Chordata, Actinopteri, Anabantiformes, Osphronemidae.